This is a messenger RNA of Rhincodon typus (whale shark), 1155 nucleotides long. RefSeq names its product methionine synthase-like. The record is from RefSeq and is a predicted model, not a curated record. The transcript is spliced from 11 exons. NCBI's taxonomy places the organism in Eukaryota, Metazoa, Chordata, Chondrichthyes, Orectolobiformes, Rhincodontidae. Bases 1 to 1155 code for a protein of 384 amino acids.
AUGGGGGUGUGGGGCGAGCUGAAGAUUGGCAGCUGCGCAAUAGGGGUGCGCGGUAGGUCUGUGAAAGGGAGGCAGGGUUUUGGUUUGAGUGGAGUUUGUGAAAGUGGAGGGAAGAUUCCCGCGUGGCUGCUGAUCGCGAGAGCUCGGGCUCGGGCUCUGAGCAUUUGCCAGACCUGGUUGAAAGUCUCCAGACUCGCGGGAGAAGGGUACAUCAUGGCACCAGCUUUCGGGACGGGGUCGACGGGAGCCGGACCGAGGAGUUCUCUUCAAGAUGAACUUAAAGCAAUUUUACAAAAACGCAUCAUGGUGCUGGAUGGAGCAAUGGGCACUAUGAUUCAACAACAUAAACUUGAUGAACAUGAUUAUCGUGGUGAGGAGUUCAAAGACCAUCCUAAACCUUUAAAGGGGAACAAUGACCUUCUCAGCAUAACACAACCUGACCUUAUCUGCAAAAUUCACAAGGACUACUUGCUGGCGGGAGCAGAUAUUGUGGAGACAAACACUUUCAGCAGCACAAGAGUCGCGCAGGCGGAUUAUGAGUUGGAACAUUUGGCUUACCGACUGAAUAAAGUCUCAGCAGAACUGGCCAGAAAAGCAGCUGAUGAAGUGGGAAUGCAAACAGGUACCCGAAGAUUUGUGGCAGGUGCAAUAGGACCAACGAACAAAACGUUGUCAAUAUCCCCAUCUGUGGAGAGGCCUGAUUACAGAAAUAUAACAUUCGAGGAGUUAGUUGAAGCUUAUGAAGAACAGGCCAGAGGCCUGCUUGAUGGUGGUAUUGAUAUCCUCCUGCUGGAGACCAUAUUUGAUACAGCAAAUGCAAAGGCUGCUUUAUUUGCUAUUCAGCAAUUGUUUGCGGAAGAAUAUGAAUCGAGACCUCUCUUUAUUUCUGGAACAAUUGUAGAUAAGAGUGGACGCACACUUUCUGGUCAGACAGGAGAAGCAUUUGUCAUCAGUGUAUCCCAUGCAGAGCCACUGAGCAUUGGAUUAAAUUGUGCUUUGGGAGCUGUGGAAAUGAGGCCAUUCAUAGAAGCUAUUGGAAAAUGCACAACUGCUUAUGUUUUAUGCUAUCCUAAUGCAGGAUUUCCAAAUACAUUUGGAGGCUAUGAUGAAACCCCUGAUGUCACUGCAAAAUACCUCAAGUCAUUCACCGGAUGA